CACACUCACACACACACACUCGUGUAGUCCGUGUAGCCGCACGAGACGCGUCUGUUUUGUCCAUCAGCGAGCAGCACCGAUGACGUAGCGCGGGACGCUCCUCGGCCGGAUGGAGAGACAGCACGCUCACGCGCUAUUUAAAGUCAAGCGGCUCAGCCCGAGAGUGAAAGUGACAACUACUUACCCCGGGGACGGAGAAGGCGCUCUAUCCUCACCUGCAUCGGGAAUUUAGCGACGGAGAUGGCGGCUUCAAACAAGCAGCUGACGUCUUUUUUCAUAGAGGACAUUUUAUCCUUAAAAGAGGGUAAAAGAGAGGAGCCGUGCGCGGACGGGCGAACAGGCACCGAGGACGCGUCGGUUUGCCGGAGCCCUGAGGAUAAAUCAGAGUCGUCCGCGGGUUUGGCGGGAGGCGGCGGCGGGAAGAAGAAGCGGUCGCGCGCCGCGUUCACGCACCUGCAGGUGCUGGAGCUCGAGAAGAAGUUCAGCCGCCAGCGCUACCUGAGCGCGCCCGAGCGCGCGCACCUCGCGAGCGCGCUGCACCUGACGGAGACGCAGGUGAAGAUCUGGUUCCAGAACAGGAGAUACAAAACCAAGCGGAGGCAGCUCACCACGGACUUUCAGAAACACGACGCCGCGGCGGGGGCUGCCACCGAGGAGGACUUCCUCAGAGCCUCGCUUCUGGCGACCGUCUACAAAUCCUAUCCCUACAGGCCUUUCGUGUACGACUUACACGGGCUGAGUGUGUGGAGACCGGCGCUGUGAUCACCUUUGGGACAUUACCCGGACUUUCUCGUUUUAUUGUGAAUAGUAUUCUUUAUUGUUACGGUGAUUUUUGUAAAGUAUUGUACAGCUUUGUAUCCUGUGAAAUAAAAUAUUUUUAUUAAAGGUG
Molecule: messenger RNA, 889 nt
Organism: Puntigrus tetrazona (Sumatra barb)
Lineage: Eukaryota; Metazoa; Chordata; Actinopteri; Cypriniformes; Cyprinidae
Gene: nkx3-1
Product: NK3 homeobox 1
Exons: 2
Coding region: 241-762 (173 amino acids)
Biological process (GO): cell differentiation; regulation of transcription by RNA polymerase II
Cellular component (GO): nucleus
Molecular function (GO): RNA polymerase II cis-regulatory region sequence-specific DNA binding; DNA-binding transcription factor activity, RNA polymerase II-specific
Source: RefSeq, a predicted model, not a curated record